GUCGCGAGUACAUAGUAUUGGGCAGCACUUGCAGUCUUGCACUUCUAUCUAAUCUAAUCUUCAAGCAACACCCACUUACGAAAGUAUUUUCUACAGUAUUCUUUUGCAAACUUUGUAACUAAUUCGACUCUUCCACCUUCAGUUCUAUACUAAAGUAUUCUUGAAAAAUGCCAUCCUACAAGCUGACUUACUUCCCCGUAAAGGCUCUUGCCGAGCCCAUUAGAUUCAUCUUCAGCUAUGCCGGAGUUGACUUUGUCGACGAUCGUUUCGACCGUGAGGAUUGGCUAAACAUCAAGCCGACUACUCCAUUUGGUCAGGUGCCGGUAUUGGAUGUCGAUGGCAAAAAGGUCAAUCAGUCGACGGCGAUUGCACGUUAUCUGGCCAAACAGCACGGUCUUGCCGGCAAAGAUGAUUGGGAAAACUUACAAAUUGAUGCUACCGUCGAUACCAUUCAUGAUCUUCGUGCUAAAAUUGCUGCACACCACUAUGAAAACCAACCUGAAGCAAAGGCCCAAAAAUUAGAGGCAGCUAGUGAACUUGUACCUUUUUACAUUGAACGCUUGGAUCAGCAGGUCAAAAAUAAUGGCGGCUACUUUGUCGGCGGCAAAUUAACCUGGGCGGAUAUAACUUUUGUUGCAUUGUUGGAUUACUUGAAUUUUAUGGCCCAAUACGACAUCAUUAAGAAAGCUGAAAACUUAAAGGCACUCAGGGAAAAAGUAUUAUCACAACCCGGUAUCAAAUCUUGGGUUCAGAAACGACCGGAUACUGAAAUGUAAUUGAUUACUCAUAAAGAAAAAUAAAAAAUAUUUUUAUUCUUUCAGAAAUUUUUUCAAUACAAUAAAUAAACAUAA
Phymastichus coffea is the source of this 851-nucleotide messenger RNA. Its product is annotated as glutathione S-transferase-like. NCBI's taxonomy places the organism in Eukaryota, Metazoa, Arthropoda, Insecta, Hymenoptera, Eulophidae. Bases 168 to 776 code for a protein of 202 amino acids. The transcript has 4 exons. Gene Ontology annotation, biological process: glutathione metabolic process. Gene Ontology annotation, molecular function: glutathione transferase activity. The record is from RefSeq and is a predicted model, not a curated record.